CUGACUGGAACAGCACUACGAGGCAUUGAGAGAAAAAAUACCCGAUCUAUAAUAUUAAUGGAACUUUUUUCAUAAUCUUCCAUAACUUUUCAAAUAUAUUUUUUUAUAAAUAGUUCAAACGUGCAUAUUUUUUCGUAAUGAACGCUUCAGAAUAUGUAAUUGGAGGUCUGGCUGCCAUGGGUGCGACAACUUUCACCAAUCCAAUCGAUGUCGUUAAAACACGCAUACAGCUACAGGGUGAGUUGGCGGCACGUGGCACCUAUGUUGUGCCGUACAAGGGUAUUUUGCACGGUAUGGUCACGGUGGUGCGUAACGAUGGUUGGACGGGUUUACAGAAGGGGCUGGUGCCGACCAUGUACUUUCAGUUCAUCGUAAAUGGUGUGAGAUUGGGCAUCCAUGCCAGCGCUGCGAAUAUGGGUUGGACACGCAAUAAAAAUGACGAGGAGUCUUUCGGCUUGAAUCUGUUCUGGGGUGCCGCCGGUGGUGCGCUAGGCGCGUACUUUUCCAGUCCAUUUUUUAUGAUAAAGACUCAACUGCAAUCGCGCGCAUCGAAGCAAGUCGCCGUCGGCUAUCAGCACGAACACACGGGCAUGCUAUCAGCGCUCCGCACAGUCUAUCGACAAGGCGGUAUCUCUGGAUUAUGGCGCGGCUCUACAGCUUCCAUUACGCGCGCCUCAAUCGGCUCCGGCACUCAAUUGGCGACAUUCGGUCCGAUCAAGUCAUUUCUGCGCGAAAAAAAUCUGAUCGUUCAGCCGGCCUUGAAUUCGCUCUGUGGUGGUUUCAUUGCCGGUUGUUGUGUAACUGUGGCCAUGACGCCGGCGGAUGUUAUGAUGACACGUAUCUACAAUCAGGGUUUGGAUGCGAAUGGUAAGGGUCUCUUGUACAAUGGUUGGUUGGAUUGUUUUAUGAAGACCGCCCGCGCUGAAGGCCUUUAUGGACUAUAUAAAGGCUAUUGGGCGAAUUAUGUGCGCUUAGUGCCGCACUCGGCAUUGACGUUGUUCUUCUUCGAUGAACUUAUGACUCUCAAAAAUAGAUUAGGUAUUAAAUUCUAGUAUCUUUGAAGAAUGUCAAAAAGUGGACAAA
Bactrocera latifrons is the source of this 1083-nucleotide messenger RNA. Its product is annotated as solute carrier family 25 member 35-like. The record is from RefSeq and is a predicted model, not a curated record. The transcript is spliced from 4 exons. Lineage: Eukaryota; Metazoa; Arthropoda; Insecta; Diptera; Tephritidae. The coding region runs from base 138 to 1052 and encodes 304 amino acids.